CCAGCCGUCCAUUGAAUCAUCAAAAACCUAACAAAACCCUAUUUAAUAUUUUCAAAGUCUCUUCUCGUCCCCCUUUUACUCUUUUUUUUUGUACAAGCCCUUGAUAACUCUCCAGCAGCCGCAUCCAAAGAUGGGUGAGGAAGCUAAGGCUGUGGUUCCCGAGUCACUAUUGAAGAAGAAUAAGAGGAAUGAAGAAUGGGAACUUGCUAAAAAGCAGGAGCUUGAAGUUGCAAAGAAGAAGAAAGUUGAGAACCGCAAGCUGAUUUACUCUAGAGCCAAGCAGUAUGCAAAGGAGUAUGGAGCUCAGGAAAAGGAGUUGAUUCAGUUGAAGCGCGAGGCCAGGUUAAAAGGAGGGUUUUAUGUUGAUCCGGAAGCUAAGCUUUUGUUCAUCAUUCGAAUUCGAGGUAUUAAUGCCAUGCACCCCAGGACAAGAAAGAUCUUGCAGCUCUUGCGUCUGAGACAGAUUUUCAAUGGUGUUUUUCUUAAAGUGAACAAGGCAACAAUGAACAUGCUUCACCUUGUUGAACCUUAUGUGACUUAUGGAUACCCGAAUCUCAAGAGUGUGAGGGAGUUGAUUUACAAAAGAGGUUUUGGGAAGUUGAACAAGCAGAGAAUUGCUUUGACUGACAACGCCAUUGUUGAGCAGGCUUUGGGCAAGUUUGGCAUCAUCUGUGUGGAAGAUCUCAUCCAUGAGAUCAUGACUGUGGGGCCUCAUUUUAAGGAGGCCAACAACUUUCUUUGGCCAUUUAAGCUAAAGGCACCAUUGGGAGGUCUGAAGAAGAAGAGAAACCACUAUGUUGAAGGAGGAGAUGCUGGCAACCGCGAAAAUUACAUCAACGAGCUAAUUAGGAGAAUGAACUAGACAUGAUAUUUGUUAAUUUAGCGGUUUGAGAUUUUAGUUUAUGUGCAAGGAUCCUUGAUCUAUUUUGGAGGUUGAGAGAAGUUUUCAUAAAAAGUAUGAAAUUUGCAAUUAUCUACUAUGCGACUGUAGUUCCUAAAAGUUUUGUGGUAUUUAAAGAUUUUAUUUCUAAUGCA
This is a messenger RNA of Gossypium raimondii (Peruvian cotton), 1035 nucleotides long. RefSeq names its product 60S ribosomal protein L7-2. The record is from RefSeq and is a predicted model, not a curated record. The coding region runs from base 131 to 862 and encodes 243 amino acids. Gene Ontology annotation, molecular function: RNA binding; structural constituent of ribosome. The transcript has 7 exons. Gene Ontology annotation, cellular component: cytosolic large ribosomal subunit. NCBI's taxonomy places the organism in Eukaryota, Viridiplantae, Streptophyta, Magnoliopsida, Malvales, Malvaceae. Gene Ontology annotation, biological process: maturation of LSU-rRNA from tricistronic rRNA transcript (SSU-rRNA, 5.8S rRNA, LSU-rRNA).